This is a messenger RNA of Dermochelys coriacea (leatherback sea turtle), 3353 nucleotides long. RefSeq names its product coiled-coil domain containing 102A (gene CCDC102A). Gene Ontology annotation, cellular component: myosin complex. NCBI's taxonomy places the organism in Eukaryota, Metazoa, Chordata, Testudines, Dermochelyidae. The record is from RefSeq and is a predicted model, not a curated record. The transcript is spliced from 9 exons. The coding region runs from base 607 to 2262 and encodes 551 amino acids.
CAGCUGGGAGGAGGAGGAGGAGGAGGAGGAGACUAAGUUCUCCUAUGCCUCUCUCCUAGGUCACCACCCCAGCAAUGGGAUCUGUUUGAGCUGGCCCUGCAGACCCCGGUUCCUCCACAUUCGGCUUCCCGGCCAGCUCCGUCCCGCUGCAAAGGGGGGCGCGACACUCUGAAAGGCGGGCUCCAGGAUCAUCUCGUCGCCUGAGAAACUAGCCCAGCAAGAAAAGCGUCUCCCACCCAAGAAAGCAAGAGCAUGACGGGCCUCAGCUGCCUCUCAGUGAGGAGAUAGCAGGCCGUUUCCCUUCCGCUGGGGUGCCAUCUGCUGUGCCUCUCAGCGGCUAGGCAGCAGAGGCUGGAUCAUGUCUGCCCUUCUUCGUCUGAUGCACCUUUUGGAGGGGGUCUGGCUGCUCAGCCCAUCAUGCCUGGCCUGUUUCUGACCUGCAAUAGAUAGGGCUCCCCUUGAUCCAAGGCUGUAACUGCUCCCAAUUGCAUGUCUGUGCACAGCGAGUCUGGGUCCAGCAUUCCCCACCGUUUGCCCAGUGGCAGUAGAUGAGAGAGCAUUUGCUAUAACCCAAAAUCUGAGAGGUGGGCUUGCCCCUAAGCCGCCAUGAGUCAAAGCACCAGCUCGCGCCUGGCAGACUCCCCUCAGCUCUCCAGGACCAGCCUCCUCAACAUCCUCGGCAGCGCCCAGCCCGAGACGAUGAGCCUGCCAGACUCCAUGCCCCCCACCCCGAAGAGUGGCACGCCCUCGCCGGGGCCCCCCCAGCUCCCUCUGCUGGGCGCCGUGUGUCUGGAUGGAGACUGGGAGAGCCGGGAGGAGCUCCGGCUGCGGGAGCUGGAGGAGGCGCGGGCCCGGGCGGCCCAGAUGGAGAAGACCAUGCGCUGGUGGUCGGACUGCACUGCCAACUGGCGGGAGAAGUGGAGCAAGGUGCGGGCGGAGCGCAACAAGGCCCGGGAGGAGGUGCGCCAGCUGCGGCAGAAGCUGGAGACCCUGACCAAGGAGCUGACCAGCCUCAAGCGGGAGCGGCAGGAGGUGCUGAAUGAGAACGAGCAGCUCGGCAAGGAGGUGGCACGGCUGAAAGGGGAGGGCGAGGAGGAGCGGGAGAAGGAGCUGGACAACAGGGUGGCCUCAGAGAAGGAGAACGAGGGCUCCCAAGAACAGGAACCCGUGCGGGAUGUGGGCUCCGAUAAGCUGAGUAAAAACAAGGAGUUCGAGCUGUUGGAAAACCUCCUGAAGAGCAAACAGGACGGGCCCGAGUGCUGGGACCAGAGGAGCUCAGUCAGCGUCCGGACGUCCUUCACCCGCCCAGAGAGGAACCGGCUGCUCUGGGAGGACAUGAGCGUCAUCGAGGAAGAUGCCACCAAAGUGACUGCACUGAAGCUGAGGCUGGAUGAGUCCCAGAAAGUGUUGCUCAAGGAGCGGGAGGACAAGCUGUCGCUCAGCAAGAACAUCGAGAAGCUGGAGGGCGAGCUCAGCCAGUGGAAGAUCAAGUACGAGGAGCUGAACAAAAACAAGCAGGAAGUGCUGAAGCAGCUAAACAUCUUGAAGGAGCUCCACCAGGAUGAACUAGGGCGGAUUUCGGAGGACCUGGAGGACGAGCUGGGGGCUCGCUCAAGCAUGGACAAGAAGCUAGCGGAGCUGCGCACGGAGAUGGAGCGGCUGCAAGCGGAGAACGCGGCGGAAUGGGGGAAGCGCGAGCGCCUGGAGACAGAGAAGCUGAACCUGGAGCGGGAGAACAAGAAGCUGCGGGCACAGAUUGAGGACCUGGAGGAGGUGCUGGCCCGGAAGCGCCGGCAGACGGCCAGCGCGCUGGACACUGACCUCAAAACCAUCCAGGCCGAGCUCUUUGAGAAGAACAAGGAGCUGGCCGACCUGAAGCACAUCCACAGCAAGCUGAAGAAGCAGUACCAGGAGAAGACGGCCGAGCUGGCGCACGCCAACCGCCGGGUGGAGCAGCACGAGGGGGAGGUGAAGAAGCUGCGUCUGCGGGUGGAGGAGCUGAAGAAGGAGCUGGCCCAGGCUGAGGAUGAGCUUGAUGAAGCCCAUAACCAGGCACGGAAACUGCAGAGGUCCCUGGAUGAGCAGACAGAACAAAGCGAGAACCUCCAAGUGCAACUGGAGCACCUGCAGUCCAGACUGCGCAGACAGCAGAACGCGCCGCUCUUUGGGAAGAUCCGGAGCUCUCGGUUUGGCCCCGACGACCCUGACGACGGGACCAGUGACCUGGAUGAAGACGAAGAGCUACAGAUCCAGGUUCCUUAGUGCCUGGUGCGCAGGGCCAAUGAGACUGUGGCUGGAGGAGAAGGAAGUGGCAGGCUGGACGCUUGGGGAGGAUAAUACUGGCAGGAGCCUGCUCCAUGGGCAGCACACGCUCCAGUCAGACAAGCCAAGAGCCGGCAGAGGACGCGUGCGGAUAUAGCCUCUGGCCCUGCUGGCCUGUGUCACCACCAGUCAUGGGGGGGUCCUAGAGAGAAACCCUGUGGCCAAGGGCCCAUCCCAGGGGGCAGGAUUGGUUCUACCCCAGUGGGUUUCGUAUACACAGGAAGCUAAAGCGCCAAAGAGUGGGAUGAAGAGAAAUCCCCAGGUGGCUGUUACCAGACGAUAACGAGAGGAGGGGCCAGGCUGCAGAGCCUGAAUUAGCCACCUUGGCAGAACAAUGGCAUUGGUGCCAAUUCUGUAUAAAUGAUGCCAACAGCUGAGGGGCUGUGAAGGCCAGUGCACUGGAUGGUACACAGUGCAGUCUCUACCCCUUCUGCCCCGCCUCGUCAUCCCUGCCCAGAAUGCCCUCUGCAAUUCCAGCCUCCUGCACAUGCCCUGCAGUUGGCCUGCCCCGUCCCUCCCUCCCCAGCUCUUUCCUGGCACAUGGCUUUCGCCUGACAGGCCCCAUCUCUGACACUUUCCUUGGUUCCAGCCUAACCUGAGAACAGUUUGCAUCUCAGCAUCACACGUGAAUGAACUGAGCCUCUCAACCGAUGACCUCCCUUUUACUGAUGGGGAAACUGAGGCACAGAGCAGGGCAGUGACUUGCCCAGGAUCAUGGACUCCAAGGCCUGCACCUCGGGCACUAGGCCCUGCCUCCUCCCCACGUGCCCUGUCCAACAACAGCCCCUCUCCCUCACUCCUGUUUGAACACAUGCACCUCAAAGCAUAAAGAGACAUUGCAACAAUACAUCGGAGAGCAUCCAAGGCAGAAAGCAGGCUGAGCUAACCCGGAUGAGCCUGGCCCCUGGAGCACUGACAGCAGGAGCCAAGUACACAGGAGCAAACCCUUCUAUUUUAUAUACGGAUUUUAUAUAUAUGUAUGUAUUUGUAUAUGUUUUAUAUUAUAAAUAUAGAGCUAUGGGCCCAGGCGA